Thlaspi arvense is the source of this 648-nucleotide messenger RNA. The record is from the annotation of a GenBank genome assembly. Lineage: Eukaryota; Viridiplantae; Streptophyta; Magnoliopsida; Brassicales; Brassicaceae.
AUGACGGACGAAGAUCGGAUGACGUUAGCUCCGACGGAAAUUUACGGCCGGAGCGACGAAGAGCAGAACGGCCCGAAAAUCUGGCGUCGGAAAACAGAGGAGACUCCGGGAAACUGUAUCGUUUAUUCCCUAACAAUAAUCGUCAUCGUUUUCGCAGUUUGUCUCGUCCUCUCGCUGAUUUUUCUCCGGAUCUCGAAACCAGAGAUCGAGAUUGUAUCUAUCUCCACGAGAGAUCUCCGAUUCGACGGUAACUCGACGAAUCCUUACUUCAACGCGACGCUAGUGAGCGAUAUCUCGAUCCGGAAUUCGAAUUUCGGGGCUUUCGAAUUCGGUGACAGCUCGUUACGAGUUGUUUACGCCGAUCAUGGAGUUGUGGGAGAGACGACGGUUGAGGGGAGAAGAGUCGAAGCUCAUAAGACGGUUAGAUUAACCGGGAUUGUGGCUGAGAUCGGUUCGUUUCGGUUAUUGAAUACGAGGGGUUUGGAUUCGGAUUUGGGGUCAGGGUUAUUGGAAUUGAGAAGUGUUGCUGAGGUUAGAGGAAGGAUUAAAGUGAUGGGAAGAAGGAGAUGGAAGGUUAGUGUGAUGAGCUGUACCAUGAGACUCAAUUUAAACGGGCGGUUUAUUCAAAAUGUGUUAUGUGAUUACUAA